UCCUAUGCCAUUCUUCGUCGCUGCUCUAUACUUUUGUCGCGACAGGAAUUUGCGUUGUUGAGUUUUUAGUGGAGGCUUUUUGUUGUUAUUGUUGUUGGUGGUGGUGGAGGACGUUUGGGCGAGUGUUAGAAUUGUGGUAUUGUGAAUCUUUUCGUGAGAUCGAGGUUUUAUAGGGAAGCUCGAGUUGGAUUGGGAUGGCUGUGAAUGCGGGGAAUUUCGAGGGGUUGUGAAGGGAAAAGAUGGCUGUGUUGUUGUCGUUUUGGUGGUGUAGAGGCGUUUGAAAUGCGAGAGCUGAGGAUGAGGGAGGUCGCGUUGUUUGGUUUCUGACCUCGCUUCCGAAGGGCGACAGAGUGAGCAGGAUUGAUUGUGGAUAGCUGUCUUUGGAAGAAGAGUUUUUCAUAAUUUUGAUUCAGCACAUUUGGUUGGGUCUGGUUUACGGUUGUCAGUGGAAUGAGAUGGUUUCGCGGGCCCUUGUUGACCUCGUCAAGUUGUUGUGCGUCACGCUAGAUUUUGCGCGCAUUGGUACUUGCACCGUCUGCGCGGGUCUUUAGGGCUGAGGGCAGGCAAGUGACUGGUACAGUAUGUUUCAAGUCAUUUCAUAGCUUUUUCAUUUGUUGAGUCGUUUGCUGCGUAUAGAAUGUUUUAUUUUGUAUUUUCAUUCAGAAAGGAGUCGACGUUCAUGACACGUCGAUUUGGACGGGUGCUGAUAUGAUUUGAGGAUUUGUAUUUCACAACCUCCCAUUCAUCUCUGUAAAAGGUGGUCAUUAUAUUUGGCUUCCCAGCCCUAACUGCCCGAGACUUUUUCUAACCUUGAUUUAGUCCGUGCCCCGAUCGUAUUCUUUGUGGCGCUCAGCCGAUGGUGUUGGUGCCUCGUCUCCUGGUCAUCUUGCACCCAUCACCAUGACGUGUAUUCGUAUCUUGAGAAAUAAAUUUAUUUGGAUUUCCACGAUAUCCUGCACCCUAACUGCUCCUUAACAUGGUGCUCAUCUCCCGUUGUUCCCGGUUUUUGGAGACGCUGCUGCAACCCUCUGGGCUUAUGAUAUAUCUUGCUUUCUACUCCUCCGCGCCUUUGUGUAUACUCUUCUUCGGCAUACUCUGAUAACUGUCAAGGCUGAUUAUUGGAUUACGUGUGUUACAAGGGUGCAUAAUUUUUUUUCAACAAUAGUGGAAUUUGAAUUUUACGAUUUCCCUUAUCAUUGGAGUUCCUGCCUCCUGUUUUUUGAAAGAAUCCGUCUAAGUAGAGUCUGCCCGAAUAAAACAACGGAGGUAAAAGUGGAGAAGAAGAGCUCCCUAUAAGUGGGGAUAACUGUGAGGGAGGGGAAUGGACAGCGCUGUAUUAGAUGAUAUCAUAGUGCGGCUGCUCGAGGUGCGGACUGGGCGGCCGGGCAAGCAAGUGCAGCUCUCGGAGGCCGAAAUUCGUCAACUUUGUGUUACGUCUAAGGAUAUAUUUUUGUCACAGCCUAACCUCCUUGAGCUGGAGGCGCCAAUCAAGAUUUGUGGUGACAUCCAUGGGCAGUAUUCCGACCUCUUGAAACUUUUUGAAUAUGGUGGUUUUCCACCUGAGGCCAACUACUUGUUUUUAGGGGAUUAUGUUGACAGAGGAAAGCAGAGUUUAGAAACUAUUUGCCUUCUCUUGGCAUAUAAAAUCAAGUACCCAGAGAACUUUUUUUUGCUAAGAGGAAACCAUGAAUGUGCAUCAAUCAACCGAAUAUACGGCUUCUAUGAUGAAUGUAAACGUCGUUUCAACAUACGGUUGUGGAAGACGUUUACAGAUUGUUUCAACUGCCUGCCCGUGGCUGCCUUGAUUGAUGAAAAGAUUUUAUGCAUGCAUGGAGGCCUUUCUCCGGAACUCAAGAACUUGGACCAGAUAAAAAAGAUUGCUCGGCCAACAGAUGUACCUGAUGCAGGCUUGUUGUGUGACCUUCUAUGGGCGGAUCCUGACAAAGAUGUAUCUGGAUGGGGAAACAAUGACCGAGGAGUUUCCUUCACAUUUGGUCCAGAAACAGUCGCAGAGUUUCUACAAAAGCAUGACUUGGAUCUUAUCUGCCGAGCCCAUCAAGUAGUUGAGGAUGGUUAUGAAUUCUUCGCCAAGCGCCAGCUGGUUACUAUUUUCUCUGCACCGAAUUACUGUGGUGAAUUUGAUAAUGCGGGUGCCAUGAUGAGUGUUGACGAUACUCUCAUGUGCUCAUUUCAGAUACUAAAACCAGCGGAAAAGAAGCAAAAGUUUGUCUCUUAUGGCAACAAUCCGUCACGACCUGGAACGCCUCCUCGUGCCGCCAAGGGAUAAUGCCAGGUGAUGGUCGUGAGCUAGAGAAACCAACCUAUAAACAAUGAGCGCCUUUGGAGCGGAAGCUUUAUACUCUUGAGCUCCGUUGACGGAUGUCAGCUACUGAUGUGGGCUUGCUCUUUGGAACAGCUUCAUCUAGUGGGUGACCUAUAAGCAGUCCGCUGCUGAGCUGGAGUUUGUGGCCAGCAGAAAGUUGAGCAUGACUUCAGAGACACACAUACGUAUGCAUUCAACGCACGCACAAACUUAGGAUCUGUAGUUAUUUCGGAAGCUAGCGUGGUAUCCUUGGGAGGGCGGUUUCGCACAUGUCUUAACUCUCUACCGUUGCUUGAGCAAGAGGUUUGUUAGGGUGGGAUUGGGGCUGUUGGGGUGUGAUAUGUCUGUAGUUGGUGGUCUGCAGCGGAGCGAUUAUGCCAAUCGUAGUUAAUGUACAUUAGGGAGCGUGAGCACCCGGUUUCAAGUCACUCCCAUCUCAUUUUCAGUUUAGUCAAACCUAUAUUGCAAUUCGCAAUCUGCUUGACUAGAGUUUCUGUGUCGUCGUAUUGGCUUAAAUGUCUGCCUCGUUGAACAUGCCUUUUCUGGUCAUCGGUGUGUAGGCACCCCGCUUGGAUAUUCUCAAAUUUCAUAGCCCUCUUAGGACGCACCUCUAGUGAGCAUCACCCUCGCCUUCCAUUUAUUUGAAUUUUUUUUUUUUAGAAUGUGUUCUUCCAGAAUCUAUUGCAGAUCAUUAUGGUAUACCUCAUUUUUGACGACAGAUCACUGCCACUACGUCAGUGAUUUUUUUAUCAAUUAAGGUACAUAUGCAUUUCCGUACA
Molecule: messenger RNA, 3102 nt
Organism: Physcomitrium patens
Lineage: Eukaryota; Viridiplantae; Streptophyta; Bryopsida; Funariales; Funariaceae
Product: serine/threonine-protein phosphatase PP1 isozyme 1
Cellular component (GO): cytoplasm; nucleus
Molecular function (GO): protein serine/threonine phosphatase activity
Source: RefSeq, a predicted model, not a curated record